GUUGCUAACAGACUGUACAGAGAGAAGUCCUGCCCCUUUACUCAGGAAUUCUUAAUACAAAGCAAGAAACAUUACAGCACAGAGCUGGAGUCUGUGGACUUCAAGACCAGGUCUGAAGAGGUCAGGAUUGAUGUCAACAACUGGGUGCAGCAACACACACCAGGUAACAUCACAGAGGUGGUGGAUGAAGAUGAUUUGAAUGAACUGACCAGGCUGGUGUUGUUCACUGCCACCCACUUCAGAGGCAGCUGGAUUAAAGAUUUCUCGUGGUCUGAAACUUAUGAUGCUCAAUUUUGGCUCAAGAAGAAUGACUCAAAGGCUGUGAAGAUGAUGAAACAGGAAGAAGACUUUGCGUGUACCUUCAUCGAAGAAGCAAACUGCAAAAUUCUAGAGAUGCCUUACAGCGGGGAGGAAGUGAGCAUGCUCAUCUUUUUACCUGCAGAGAUCGAGGAUGAUACAACAGGACUGGAGAAGCUGGAGAAGGAGCUGACCUAUAAAAAGUUUGUGGCUUGGACUCAUCCAGGCAAGAUGCAAACAUGUUACAUUGAUGUGAGGCUGCCUCGAUUUACACUGGAGGAGACGUAUGACCUGAACACAGUCCUGAGCAGCAUGAGCAUGGUGGACGUCUUUGAUCACACAAAGUGUGACUUCUCUGGCAUGUCUGGGCACAAAGAUCUGGUACUUUCAAAAGUCAUCCACAAGGCUUUUGUGAAGGUCCACGAGAAGGCAACUGAGGCUACUUUUGAAGCUAUAGCUGCUUAUCUCGUGGCCUCACCUUCACCUUCUGCAGGUCAGAUCAGAUUAGCUGGAUCUGGGUCCACUCGGUGCUCUGGAAGAGUUGAAAUCUAUAACUCUUUACGUCACUCCUGGGGAACAGUCUGUGAUGAUGGCUGGUGGGAC
Oreochromis niloticus (Nile tilapia) is the source of this 900-nucleotide messenger RNA. RefSeq names its product leukocyte elastase inhibitor. Gene Ontology annotation, molecular function: serine-type endopeptidase inhibitor activity. Gene Ontology annotation, biological process: negative regulation of endopeptidase activity. Gene Ontology annotation, cellular component: membrane. The transcript has 9 exons. The annotation marks the transcript as partial. The record is from RefSeq and is a predicted model, not a curated record. NCBI's taxonomy places the organism in Eukaryota, Metazoa, Chordata, Actinopteri, Cichliformes, Cichlidae.